AUGGCAAGAAGCAUGAAGGUAGCAUGUGUUGUUUUGGCUAUGUGCAUGUUAGUUGCACCUAUGGCAGAAGCUGCAUUCCAAUGUGGAGCUGUAACUGCUGAUCUUGCUCCGUGCCUUGCUUAUCUUACAGGUGGUCCUGGUCCUUCACCACCAUGCUGUGCAGGAGUGAAGAAGCUUCUUGCUGCCGCCCCCACCGUUCCCGAUCGUCGUGCUGCCUGUAACUGCUUGAAAUCAACCGCUGGUGCUAUUUCUAAUUUGAAUGCUAACAAUGCUGCUGCUCUCCCUGGCAAAUGUGGUGUCAACAUUCCUUAUAAGAUCAGUACCUCCACCAACUGUAACACCAUUAACUUUUGA
Messenger RNA from Vicia faba (fava bean), 354 nucleotides. The record is from the annotation of a GenBank genome assembly. NCBI's taxonomy places the organism in Eukaryota, Viridiplantae, Streptophyta, Magnoliopsida, Fabales, Fabaceae.